CGUUAACAGUUAUCGCUCCAUCUGAGAAAGUAGUUGGCUAUGUUCUUCACGGUUCCUACCAUUCCGAUUCAGAAACCAACCGCCUCAGAUUCGAACAUUUCUUCAUCAGAGCUCUGAGGCUUCUCGCGUUUUCUCUCCUCUCCAUUAUUGUCUUAUAUGCGUUUUUGUUAGAGUUAAGACACAAAUUACCCGCAACAAUUUCCUUCGUCUCAAGCAUGAAGAGGCAGAAAUUCAUCGAGAUUGAACCCACAAACCCUUUUGAUCUGAUUUCUGAUGAAAUCAUUUUUACGAUUCUCGACUUACUCAGCUCCAACCCUGUCGAUUUGAAGUCAUUCUCCUUAGCCUGCAAGUCAUUAUACUCCGUUGAAGCCAAGCACCGCAAAAUCCUCAAACCUCUUCGCUCCGAGCACCUUCCUUCGGUGCUUAAACGAUAUACGCAAUUAACGGGUCUUGAUUUUUCCCUCAACCCUCGAGUCACUGACGCCUCCUUGGCCAUCGUCGCUAAGGCGUGCAAUUCCAAGCUUCGUUCCGUCGACCUUUCAAGGUCUAAAUUGUUUUCGGCUGCAGGAUUGCUGAGUUUGUCUAUGAAUUGUUCGAACUUGGUCGAGAUCGACUUAUCGAACGCCACGGAACUCAGAGACACGGCGGCACUGGCGUUGGCGAAGGCGAAGAAUCUGGAGAAGCUGUGGUUGGGGAGGUGUAAAUUGAUAACGGAUAUGGGGAUUGGGUGUAUUGCAGUUGGAUGCACCAAAUUGAGAUUCAUUAGCUUAAAGUGGUGUAUGAGUAUAGGAGAUUUGGGGGUCGGUUUAAUCGCUGUUAAAUGCGAACAAAUUCGUGGUCUGGAUCUCUCCUAUAUGCCGAUCACGGAAAAAUGUUUGCCAUCCAUAUUGAGACUCAAGUAUCUUGAAGAUUUGGUGUUAGAGGGAUGCUUUGGCAUAGACGAUGACUGCCUUGCUGUUAUUAGAUAUGGCUGCAAGUCCUUAAAGACAUUUUACUCUCAACAGAAACUUGAUGUGUCGAGUUGUCCGAAUAUUAGUCCUACCGGGCUGUCUUCCCUUACCAAGGCUACUGCAUCUAUACAGCAGCUUACUAUAGCAUAUGGCUCUCCUGUGACUCUUGCUCUGGCUGAUAGCUUGAAAAACUUGUCCAUGUUACAAUCAGUCAAGUUGGAUGGCUGUGUUAUCACAUACGAUGGGCUGAAAGCCAUAGGAAAUUGGUGUGUAUCACUAAGGGAACUGAGCUUAAGUAAAUGUGUCGGUGUUACCGAUGACGGUCUCUCCUCCAUUGCGAACAAACACAAAGAUUUGAAGAAGUUGGACAUAACUUGCUGCCGCAGGAUAACUGAUGUUUCUAUUUCCCAUCUUACAAACUCAUGUACUGGUCUGACUUCUCUGAAAAUGGAGUCUUGUUCCCUAGUUAGUAGAGAAGGAUUUAUCCUCAUUGGGCGAAGAUGCCAUUUGCUUGAAGAGCUUGAUUUAACUGACAACGAAAUUGAUAACGAAGGUCUGAAAUCAUUAUCAAGGUGUUCCAAACUCUCCAUCUUAAAGCUAGGAAUUUGUCUGAAUCUUAAUGACGAUGGACUUGGCCAUAUCGGCAUGUGCUGCUCCAAGCUUAGGGAGCUAGAUUUAUACAGGUGUGCAGGAGUUACUGAUUCUGGCCUUUUGGCAAUCAUCCACGGUUGCCCUAAUCUUGAAAUGAUAAAUAUAGCAUAUUGUCGUGAUAUCACCGAUGCUUCGUUUUCAUCCCUAUGUAAAUGUUCGAGGCUGAAGACAAUCGAAGCUCGAGGAUGCCCACUUAUUACAUCUUCUGGUUUAGCAGCAACUGUUGCAGGAUGCAAGUUACUAAGGAGACUAGAUUUAAAAAAGUGCUGCAAUGUUGAUGAUGCUGGCAUGAUCGCCCUUGCCCAUUUCUCUCAAAACCUCAGACAGAUAAAUUUGUCGUAUAGCUCGGUUACCGACCUCGGCCUCUUGUCUCUUGCCAGCCUUAGCUGCCUUCAGCAUCUUACCAUAUUGCAUACAAAUAGGCUAACUCCAAGUGGAGUUGCAGCUGCCUUGUUGGCAAAUAGUUCCCUAACAAAAGUGAAGCUCCAUGCACUGUUUCAAGCGCUGCUACCCGAACGUCUUCUCAAACACUUGGAAGUGCGGGGAUGUACCUUCGAAUGGAGAGAGAAAAUAUUUCAGGCUGAGUUGGAUCCCAAGUGUUGGAAAUUGCAGUUGGAAGAUGAGAUGCAAAUUGUCCAAUAGGAUGCAGCCAGCUGCUAUGUGAAGAUUUGAAAGGAUUUGAGAAGCUAAGCCUCGUGAAUUCAAUCAAACUCACAGUUUUCAUUGGCUCUACAGUCUCGACUUUAGAGUUUUUAUUCUCAAACUUUGCAAGAAACUGCGGCGAUGGGCCCACAGAAAAAGAAGUGGACUAAUGAUAGGCCCAAAGGUCAUCAUUAGCAGGAGAAUUGGAUCAACAGGCCCAUGUAUUAUUUAUUUUUUGUUUGCAAACACAGGCCCAAGGCCCAUUUAUUACAAAACUUAUAUUUUGCUUUUUUUUACGACCAUGACAUCUCGAUCAAAGACAGAUGUCAAUAUCAAUUACCACUGAGCUAAACUCAUGUAAACAAAACUUAUAUUUUGUUUGUUCUGUUGGAUAUGUUUAAGAAAAUGUCAAAUCAAUCUGAUUUCGUAAUGGGCAUGUAAGGUUGAAGCAGCUUUUAUAAUAACAAAAAAUGCAAUGCUGUCGCUGCCACUCCCUUCAGAAAUACCAACUUAUUAUAUAUCAAUUGAAGAGCUUAAAUAUGUUUGUUAUUCGCUACAAGAAUUGAAAAGAAGAGAGAAAAUGUUACAAGUGAGAGACACUAUAUUUAGAGAGAGGCGAUCGUAGGGUAGAGGAUAAGAUGCCUUGUUGCAAAGUAGUCCACGUAUACAGACGUGGGACACGUGGCGCAAUCUCUGCAGAAUAAAGCUAAGCCGCCUUCUGAGAAGAGCACUGACCAGUCAAGUCAAACCCACAAGCUUUGACCCAAAAAAAAAAAAAAA
Molecule: messenger RNA, 3023 nt
Organism: Momordica charantia (bitter melon)
Lineage: Eukaryota; Viridiplantae; Streptophyta; Magnoliopsida; Cucurbitales; Cucurbitaceae
Product: RNI-like superfamily protein
Biological process (GO): SCF-dependent proteasomal ubiquitin-dependent protein catabolic process
Cellular component (GO): SCF ubiquitin ligase complex
Molecular function (GO): protein binding
Source: RefSeq, a predicted model, not a curated record